CCAGUGAUGGCUUGCGUUGCCGAUGAAAUAGACCUGUGUACUGACAUGAGUAAAGCAACAAUAGAGCCAUUAACUGAUCCCAAAGACACUGGAUUGAUCAUUGCCGAUCCUGAUAAGAUAAAACAGGUCAUGAAGAUAAUGAAAGAUGAAGAUAAAUCAAAUGUGGAUCUGGAUGAAAAGUUAAGUUCUCUUAUGGGUGAGAAUGUGUUUGUUAGAGAAAUAAUAAACCAAAGUACUAAAGCUAUAGCUGAUGCUGAAGAAGAGUUGCAUGUGAAAUGCAUGUUGGAGGAUCUGGGAUAUGGAAAAGAAGACAGUGACUCUUAUGGAGAUGGGGAACAAUCCCAACUGUUUGGCGCUGAAGCUAUGAAAAUGCAGGCUCAAAGUGCUCAAAGGAUGGACUAUGAUUUCGAGCACAACACUCGUCUGUCUGAGUGGUCCAAAGCAUGUUACGAGGGCAACAAAGCUGCUGUCAUUGAACUUUUGAACAAAGCUACUGCCAUUUCCAACACAGAGGUCAUGCACUUAAUUGAGAAAAGAGAAUCACUUAUGCGGGUUUGUGGCUUGUUUCAUAUAGUUUUUGGAGUAAGAAAGAAUCCAAGCAAGUCACAUGUAGAAAUCGCCAAAUUAUUAAUUGAGAAAGGUGCUAGAGUCAAUGCUAAAGAUGUUGGAGGAUCAACAUCUCUCAAUCACUGCAUGUCUCAGUUUGGGAAUCCUUAUUCUCUGGAAAUAGCCAGAAUGUUGGUUGCCAAUGGAGCUGAUGUCAAUUCCACCAACAGAUUUGGUUCAACAGCUCUCUUUGAACCUUGUAUCACUUUGAAUUAUGAGUACAUUGAGUUUCUUGUCUGCCACGGUUGCAAUCCAAAGCAUGUUGAUAGUUUUGGGGUCUCUUGUUAUGCAUAUGCAUCGAUGAAUCAGAAAAUAGCUUCUAUUUUCUCUAAAGGAAACUGCCGAUUAGCUGAAAAAGAAAAGUGGAUAUUAAAACUAUCAGGCAAGGAAAAUCUUGUGGAUGCAUGCUCAAACUGUGGAGCUAAAGAUAAGGUUCUGAAGAAAUGUUCAGGAUGUCUUGUGGUUGGGUAUUGCAGCACUGCUUGCCAAAAGAACCAUUGGAAAGCUCAUAAAAGACCCUGUAAAGCAAAACAAACUGAGAACAAGAGGAAUGACAUGGUUUUAGUGUUUCAUCCAGUAACUGAACCAGGGAAAGGUGAGAAGCCUAAGAGAGGCAAACAGCUGUCUGAUGGUAAAAACGUGAUUCUAUGUGAGGAGAAAGCUAUGAGAGUUAAAGUUCAGGCUGUAGUCGGAGGACAAGGAGCCCGUGCUGACAGGCCUCUUAUAGUAUACGACAAACAACGUUCCUACCAGGCCACCAUUCUACCUUCAGAGGAGAAUUUCAAGAAGUUGUUUGAUAUGAUACAGGAUAAGGGGUACGGUGGGAUAAUACUUUACUUUACUGCUACUCUUAAGAAGACCUCUGAUUUACAUGUCAAUAUUAGUGAGACACAUCCUGAAACUUGGUAGUACUUAUCUCUACUUAUAUAAGUAAAGAGGAGUAUGUACUUAUUAAAAUACUGAUGUUACAUUAUAUUAUUAUCUUUAUAUACUUUCAUACUGACUAAUAUAGUUUACAUUGUGAAAAUGUUUUAAUGCUUCUUAAAUUAUGUACUUUAAUCUUAAAUUGACGAUGACAUUGGUUUAUAUGAAUAAUGAAACUGGUUUGUACAUGAUUAAAAGGUUUACCAUGAUCAUUUAUAUUAAUUCGUAGUUUUAUGAUUAUGGUUUAAGGUUUUAGAGUUAAAAGUUAUAUCUGUUUAAAUAAUUGUUUGAUAGUUUUUCAUAAUAAUUUAUUUGUAAUUAUCAUGCAUGUUUUCUACCAUCUAGAUUUUUUGGCUGCAUUACUUUAUUGACAAUCAUAAUAUAUCCUGAAGAUUGAAUUUAUUAAACUGUUUUGAUCACAUUUUAUGACAUCUUUAUUUUAUGUUUAAAAUUCUACAGGACGUAAAUUAUGUAUUUGAUGCUUAUACUUAAAUGGGUUUUAGAAAGAAAUUUUUUUCAUUGAAAAUGUAAUUUUUAUUUUUAUAUUUCUAGAUCUUGUAAACUCUUUUAUAAUGAAAACUUAUUACUUGUUUCCUUUGAUUAUAGGGAUUUGAAA
This is a messenger RNA of Bolinopsis microptera, 2146 nucleotides long. RefSeq lists its product as uncharacterized. The record is from RefSeq and is a predicted model, not a curated record. Lineage: Eukaryota; Metazoa; Ctenophora; Tentaculata; Lobata; Bolinopsidae. The coding region runs from base 7 to 1515 and encodes 502 amino acids. The transcript has 3 exons. Gene Ontology annotation, molecular function: protein binding.